GAUUUCAACUGAUAACUCUUGUUGCAUCGGGUGCUGUUCAAUGCCAAAUGUUGGACAUGACCUUUCCUGGAGUUGUGCCUAUGCACAAGGUUAAUUUUGCGGCGAAGAAUGAGUACGAGAUGAUACAAAACUACAAAGUCAUGCAAGAGGUCUUCACCAAACUCAAAAUCACCAAGCCGUUGGAAGUCAACAGGCUUGUCAAAGGUCGACCACUAGACAACUUGGAGUUUCUGCAAUGGCUUAAACGUUUCUGCGAUUCCAUUAAUGGUGGCAUUAUGAACGAGAACUACAAUCCAGUAGAACGAAGAUCAAGAGGUGGCAAAGAGAAAAGCAUCAAGGGAUCUAGUAAGGUCUCAAAGUCAUUGCAAACAAACAAUACACAUCAUACUCCUACAGUCACUGCUUCCAGCAAACCAACUGGUCCAAAGCAAGCAAGAUCACAUGCAAUUGGAGGUGGGAGCAACUCGUCGGCCGAAGUGCAAGCUCUAUCAAAGGAGCUUGAAGAUCUCAAGGUCGUUUAG
Brassica oleracea var. oleracea is the source of this 521-nucleotide messenger RNA. RefSeq names its product microtubule-associated protein RP/EB family member 1B-like. The coding region runs from base 48 to 521 and encodes 157 amino acids. Lineage: Eukaryota; Viridiplantae; Streptophyta; Magnoliopsida; Brassicales; Brassicaceae. Gene Ontology annotation, molecular function: microtubule plus-end binding. The transcript is spliced from 7 exons. Gene Ontology annotation, biological process: spindle assembly; thigmotropism; regulation of microtubule polymerization or depolymerization. The record is from RefSeq and is a predicted model, not a curated record. Gene Ontology annotation, cellular component: microtubule plus-end; microtubule organizing center; spindle midzone.